AUGUUUAUCAAAAGGCCUCUCUUUUAAUUUUCACAUGAUUUCUACCAUAUGCAUGAAUUUCAACAAGCCUAAACUCUAAUGAAUAAUAAUGCUUUCUCAUAAGCUCAUGACUUAUUUUUAAGAUUAAUUCAGAUUCUUAAACCUCAUGGUCGUUUGCCUAAUGAUUUAUUAUCUAUGUAAUUCAACACUUCACAAUUAGAUCAUAUCAAAACGCUCUCAAAAUUGGACCAAAAUAACAAAAUGAUAUUUUGCAAUACAAAUUAGACACACUUGGAAAUGUUUUAUAAUAUAUGCAAAACAAUCUUUAUUACAACACAAAUCAUAAUAUGAAUAUGCUUGCUUAAUAAGAACGUUAAUUUAUUGGAAAUGUAUUGCAUUAUGAAUUCAAAAGAGUUGAAGCUGUAUUAUAUUAUAAAUAUAAAUCAAGUAUAACUAUGCUUUAUUGAGUUCCCCUUAUACAGAAGACAAAUUAAUCUCAUUGAUAGAAUAUUCAGAAGCCAAAUUUUAAAAAGGUAAGUUUACUAAUAUGAAGAAUAAUCACUCCUCGAUUAUGCCAUUUUGAAAUGGUUGGCAUCUGGACAUGGAUACAAUCCCGUUUCUUUCAAUGCCAAUUAUGGAAUGCAAUAAGGAUAAAUCUUUUUGGAUCAUUUUUUGAAUGCAGAAGCCAAGAUAGAUAAAAUGCCAUCUAUUGAUUUUUCUCUUAAAUUAUACAAAGCCUUAACUGACUUCAUUAUUUCUGCCAAUGUUUAGUAAUAUAACAAAGUAUAAUAUAUUUAAUGUUUAAAGACAAUCGUUGGAUAGGUAUUAAAUAGAUAUUUGAAAUUUACAGAAAAGAAAGCAUAGAACUAAGUUCAUAAGCCUUUAAUGGGUUUGGGUUGGUUGAAUACUGUUGAAUAAAGAUACAUGUCUGCAGAAGGCUUAUUUAGAACAAUUGAAGAUUAACUAAAGACUCAUAAAAUAACAUCUGAAAUCCAAAUACUCACAGCUUAAUACUGGUAUCUAAAUAUUUAAUUACUCUAAAAAUUGACAAAGAGAUAAACUGAAGUGCAAAGUAAUCAUUAUAAUUUAUUAGUAGAUUAUCAACAAUAACUUAAGUAAUUUUAAAUGCCUCCUGUCUAAUAGAAAGCAGCUCUAUAUUGUUAUUUACCAAAUCAUCAAGUAAAUUUUUGA
Molecule: messenger RNA, 1170 nt
Organism: Paramecium sonneborni
Lineage: Eukaryota; Ciliophora; Oligohymenophorea; Peniculida; Parameciidae
Source: the annotation of a GenBank genome assembly